Molecule: messenger RNA, 3111 nt
Organism: Colossoma macropomum (tambaqui)
Lineage: Eukaryota; Metazoa; Chordata; Actinopteri; Characiformes; Serrasalmidae
Gene: arpp19a
Product: cAMP-regulated phosphoprotein 19a
Exons: 3
Coding region: 104-454 (116 amino acids)
Cellular component (GO): cytoplasm
Molecular function (GO): protein phosphatase inhibitor activity
Source: RefSeq, a predicted model, not a curated record
UAUUUCAAUGGGCGGACAGUAACAGUAAUGUCAGUGCUCGGCCCCGCGGGACUGUUUUGAAUUGAACUUCAGUUAAAUAACAAGGAGAAAGAGAAAAGCAGCCAUGUCAGAAGAAAACGAGGACUCUAAGACUGUGGAGACGGCGGUGGAGGAGCAGAAAGAUGUGGAGAAUAAGGUGAUCUGUGCGGAGAGGGUAGAGGAGGCCAAACUCAAGGCCAAGUACCCACACCUGAGCGGAAAAGCUGGAGGAUCCGAUCUGCUCAGGAAAAGACUGCAGAAGGGGCAAAAGUACUUUGACUCUGGUGACUACAACAUGGCGAAAGCCAAGAUAAAGAACAAGCAGCUGCCGGCAGCGCAGACGGAGAAGACGGAGAUAACGGGGGACCACAUCCCAACACCUCAGGACCUGCCACAGAGGAAACCCUCUCUGGUGGCCAGCAAACUGGCCGGCUGACCAAUGCCCUGUCCACCAGCUUUUGGCUCUCCGCAAUGCAACAUGCUGCUCUCUCUUUCUCUGUUUCAUUCUCUCUCAUGUUUAACACUCCAUGCACUCUCAAAACGGAUGUGUGAAAGGAAUCGCCAGCAUUUUUCCCCUUAAUCUUUAAUUACUGCAUUAGUAGCGCACAUUUCCCUGUACAUAGGCAAGAGCAGAACACCUGAAAGACGUAGACGAGUAGCUGCUUUAACAUAGUGUUUUAUUUUUUAACCAGGAGUCUCACUUUAAUGUGAUAAAUGUUUAACAGCACUCAUUUUUUUCAGCUAUGUAAACCAGUUUCCUAGUUUGACCGUCUGUAGUCUCAGUCUACAGCCCAGCUGACUGUGCAAUGUGGGUAUGACUCUGCGACUGCAGCCCUCUUGUUGAAAUGCAGCUUUUAAAUGGAAGGUUCCACUGAUAAAACCAAAGUUAUUUCCAGCUGCUGAAAUGCUGUGAAUGAUGUUUUUCACUAAAGUAUAUAAAAUCUGAAGUAUAAGCACUGGAGGACGCCUUCUGCAGACAGUGCUUGUAGGAGAACUAUGGAUAAGUCAACAAGCAGCAAACUAACAAAAGCAACAGCAGAGCAGAGAAUUCAGUACACCUUGAAAUGAGAGGCUACAGUCACAGAGGAGUAUGUGCAGCCAAUGUCAAAGGUUAAAAUAGGUUAACGUAGUUCACGUUAAUCAUGAUAGAUUUUAUAGAAUAAUUGAAAGUAAUAAAUACAUUCUGGUAAAGCUUAUUUUGUCCACUCAUAUAGCUAUAACAAUUCAGCGCUUUUUAAAAGAAAAAUCCCUCUUUAUGAUCAAGUUUAACCAAAUAGGAUAAAUACAGGUAAUCACAAAUCACAAAACAAUGUAACUAAUGUGAUUAACAGUGUGGUUCAUUUUAAUCGUUUGACAGCCCUAUUUUUAUUAAUUGUCUAAUUAAGACCAGCACGUUUUGCGUUGAUUGUAAUGCACAUCUUGUUUAACACAGGCAAUACAUUCACACCAAGAGCGCAAACAUCCGUGGCAGAUGUUGAUUUGUGAUUUGUGAAUUGGCCUGAAAGCAUUUAUUUAACACAUCGUUUUUGAGAGUGUCCUGUUUUAUUCCCCUCUAUUUUCUGUUAAUCCCGAUUCAUGUUCACUUUACCUCCAUCUACGAAAUACACUGAAAAUAGAAGUAUGCAGGUUAGUCAUGCUGGACUGGGCAUGGUGUCAUUACAGUCAGUGGCUUGUGGGAGAGGGGUGGUGCUGGGGGGUGUAUACAAAAGUCUUUAUGAAGAUUUAUAUGUGCAGUAGGCGUUGUAGAUGAACGUGUACAUAUUUGCUUGUGUUGAGAGUUGAAGCAGUUGUUUUUUUUUUUUUCUUUUAAUUUCACCAUUCCCAAAGCUUAUAAACGACUGGAGUAGCGCGCUUGAAUGAUUGAUGAUGUGCUUCUUCUCCGCGUCAUGAGUUGGUCUUUUUCUGUUUGUAAACAUUUCAGCUUUAAAGACCCAAAAAUGGACCACACUGCUGCUGCAAGUCCAGUUGAAAAAGCAUCUGGCACAGUUUCUCCAAGGCUGCUGUUGGCUCGCUGCAUUUGGCCCUGAAAAAAGGCCUUAACCAAUCAUGUUACUGAUCUAAAGUAGCCAUUGUCAAGGCUAACACUGAGUGAGGGGGAGCGAUACAGCAAAAAUUCAACAAAAUGUAUCAGGAUAUUUGAAGACUUUUUCUGGUACCACUUUACAAUAAGACUACCCUUAUAAAGAGUUUAUAACUGGCUUAAGAUUUGCUUAUUAAUGGUUAUUAAUUAGAUCAUAAGCAACUGAAAAAUCAGAGAUGACAAAGUAAAAUCGGUUACCAGCAAUAUAGAUGAAGGUGAGCUCACUAUUUGGCAAGAAACAGGUCACUGUUGCCCUUUUUAUGUAUAAAUUAUAACUGCUUUUUAAUGGAGUUAAUAACCAGUUGUAAACUAACUUUGAACCAUUCAUAAACCCUUUAUAAGGAUUUUAUUGUGAAGUUGUAUCCAUUUUUUCAGUACCUUAUAAGCAUCACGGUAUUUUGCUUUUCUGGGGUUUGUGAACAAGGUGGAAUGGAUAAAAUGCACCAGCGAAAUGUCACGUUUUAAAAAGCUGUACAAUAAUUUUUAAUCAGUGUUUGCAAAAAUAUGCUGUUUAAGAAGAAACAGAAGGGAAAUGUUUGAGUAAUUGUUCAAAAUAAUGAGUAAAAUAAGAUGAUGUCAUCCAAAAAGCCGCUUUGUUCCUGUGCAGUUUAUGCAGUUACUGUACACUAGUUGUCGUUGUUUACAGUCUCUAUAAUUGGUCUUUUUUACGUUCAGUGUUCUCAGAGUACUGACCGCACCCGUGAUAAGCUCAGAAAAGCGCAUCGUGACGUAAUUUAUCGUGAUAAUGAUGAUACAUCAUCAUAUCGCCCACCCCUAACACCCAGUAACACGAGCUUCACAGCGUGACUCCACCGAUUUGGAGCUCAGCCGCGACUGGAGCUGGAGCAGUAGCAGUAACUGGAAGAACGCAGUUCUCAUUGAGGUCCUCUUGUCAGUUUUGAAGCACUACACACUAAACCGUCUGGGCCAGGGUGCGCAUAGGCAUCGACCACAGUCACUUUUGUGCCAUUUGAUUUGUAAAUAAAAUAGUUUUGCAAACCUGUGCACUUUCA